Messenger RNA from Lymnaea stagnalis (great pond snail), 4009 nucleotides. NCBI's taxonomy places the organism in Eukaryota, Metazoa, Mollusca, Gastropoda, Lymnaeidae. The record is from the annotation of a GenBank genome assembly.
CAGGGAACAUUUCAACGUUUCCCGGACCUCUUCAUUAAACCAAUGCAGUGUUUGUUUGAUGUGUUUCUGUCUACGUGUUAGCUGCGGCAUCACUGAAUGUUCAGGUAUGCACCAAACGGAAUUUUCGAUUUUGAAAUCGUGUCAGUUAAUUCAAAGAAUAAUAGGGAUAGGUCUUUUAUGUUAAAAAAAGUGAAACAUACGUUAAAAAAUAUUUUUUUAAAAAUCUUAUAACUCAAAAUUCACAAUUCAAGUUCUUUUGUGAAAAAAUACUUAUUAAUCAAAUUGCAGUCCGGGUUGUUUUCCCCUUUGGUACGAAAUUCCCUAUCAUUUACCCCUCAUGCUGAGAACUAUAUAAAUAUCAAAUAUGAUAAUCAGAUCUCGCAGCUUCUGUCUGCUACCAUUUACUUGCUACCAUUUACUUGCUACCAUUUACUUGCUACCAUUCACUUGCUUACCAUUCACUUGCUACCAUUCACUUGCUACCAUUUACUUGCUACCAUUCAAUUGCUACCAUUCACUUGCUACCAUUCACUUGCUACCAUUUACUUGCUACCAUUUACUUGCUACCAUUUACUUGCUACCAUUUACUUGCUACCAUUCACUUGCUACCAUUCACUUGCUACCAUUUACUUGCUACCAUUCACUUGCUACCAUUCACUUGCUACCAUUUACUUGCUACCAUUUACUUGCUACCAUUUACUUGCUACCAUUUACUUGCUACCGGUUACUUGCUACCAUUCACUUGCUACCAUUUACUUGCUACUAUUCACUUGCUACCAUUUAAUUGCUACCAUUCACUUGCUACCAUUCACUUGCUACCAUUCACUUGCUACCAUUUACUUGCUACAAUUUACUUGCUACCAUUUACUUGCUACCAUUUACUUGCUACCAUUCACUUGCUACGAUUUAAUUGCUACCAUUUACUUGCUACCAUUUACUUGCUACCAUUUACUUUCUACCAUUCACUUGCUACCAUUCACUUGCUACCAUUUACUUGCUACCAUUUACUUGCUAUCGUUUACUUGCUACCAUUUACUUGCUACCGGUUACUUGCUACCAUUCACUUGCUACCAUUCAUUUGCUACCAUUUACUUGCUACCAUUUACUUGCUACCAUUUACUUGCUACCAUUUACUUGCUGCCAUUUACUUGCUACCGGUUACUUGCUACCAUUCACUUGCUACCAUUCAUUUGCUACCAUUUACUUGCUACCAUUUACUUGCUACCAUUUACUUGCUACCAUUUACUUGCUACCAUUUACUUGCUACAAUUUACUUGCUACCAUUCACUUGCUACCAUUUACUUGCUCCAUUUACUUGCUACCAUUUACUUGCAACCAUUCUCUUGCUACCAUUUACUUGCUACCAUUCAUUUGCUACCAUUUACUUGCUACCAUUUACUUGCUACCAUUUACUUGCUACCACUUACUUGCUGCCAUUCACUUGCUACCAUUUACUUGCUACCAUUUACUUGCUACCAUUUACUUGCUACCAUUCACUUGCUACCAUUCACUUGCUACCAUUCACUUGCUACCAUUUACUUGCUACCGUUUACUUGCUACUAUUUGCUUGCUACCAUUUACUUGCUACCAUUUACUUGCUACCAUUUACUUGCUACCAUUUACUUGCUACCAUUUACUUGCUACCAUUUACUUGCUACCAUUUACUUGCUACCAUUUACUUGCUACCAUUCACUUGCUACCAUUUACUUGCUACCAUUUACUUGCUACCAUUUACUUGCUACCAUUUACUUGCUACCAUUUACUUGCUACCAUUUACUUGCUACCAUUUACUUGCUACCAUUUACUUGCUACCAUUCACUUGCUACCAUUCACUUGCUACCAUUUACUUGCUACCAUUCACUUGCUACAGUUCACUUGCUACCAUUUACUUGCUACCAUUUAAUUGCUACCAUUUACUUGUUUCCAUUUACUUGCUACAAUUUACUUGCUACCAUUCACUUGCUACCAUUUACUUGCUCCAUUUACUUGCUACCAUUUACUUGCAACCAUUCUCUUGCUACCAUUUACUUGCUACCAUUUUCUUGCUACCAUUCACUUGCUACCAUUCACUUGCUACCAUUCACUUGCUACCAUUUACUUGCUACCGUUUACUUGCUACUAUUUUCUUGCUACCAUUCACUUGCUACCAUUUACUUGCUACCAUUUACUUGCUACCAUUUACUUGCUACCACUUACUUGCUACCAUUUACUUGCUACCAUUUACUUGCUACCAUUUACUUGCUACCAUUUACUUGCUACCAUUUACUUGCUACCAUUUACUUGCUACCAUUUACUUGCUACCAUUUACUUGCUACCAUUUACUUGCUACCAUUUACUUGCUACCAUUUACUUGCUACCAUUUACUUGCUACCAUUUACUUGCUACCAUUUACUUGCUACCAUUUACUUGCUACCAUUUACUUGCUACCAUUUACUUGCUACCAUUUACUUGCUACCAUUUACUUGCUACCACUUACUUGCUACCAUUCACUUGCUACCAUUUACUUGCUACCAUUCACUUGCUACCAUUUACUUGCUACCAUUCACUUGAUACCAGUUGCUUGCUACCAUUCACUUGCUACCAUUUACUUGCUACCAUUUACUUGCUACUAUUUGCUUGCAACCAUUAACUUGCUACCAUUUACUUGCUACCAUUUACUUGCUACCAAUUACUUGCUACCAUUUACUCGCUACCAUUUACUUGCUACCAUUCACUUGCUACCAUUCACUUGCUACCAUUUACUUGCUACCAUUCACUUGCUACCAUUUACUUGUUACCAUUUACUUCCUACCAUUCACUUGCUACUAUUUACUUGCUACCAUUCACUUGCUACCAUUUACUUGCUACCAUUCACUUGCUACCAUUUACUUGCUACCAUUUACUUGCUACCAUUUACUUGCUACCAUUUACUGGCUACCAUUUGCUUGCCACCAUCUACUAUAAGCUGUAUUUUCGAAUAAUCGUUCUGCGGGCAUUUCCUGAUAUUUAAAGAAUCGUGUGCCAUUGAAAACUUUUGUAUCAACUUUGCUUUUAUUCGUGUGUUUCUUUCUGGGUCUGUGGCAAAAUCUUUCGGAAGGCUAAUUGACCCACUUACCGUCAAUCUAUCGAGCUGAGCCUUGGCGCAUAGACUCGUUGCCGAUGACCGCACAUUUGAUAAUUGGAUUCAAUGAGAUUAUUAAAAAUAUCUCAAGUGCAUUUGGUGCGUGAUAUUUUCUUUUGUUUUUUUUCUGAAACUGUUGGCGCAAAAGUGCGUGGAACAUUAGACUAUUAAUAUUAGGUCAGGGGCGUAAAAAGCUUUAUGGAGGGGGGCAAUCGUUGGCAUUCCUAUCCUGUGCGUCACUUAGAAACAUUACAAAUUACAUUAUCUUAAUUAAUUCUUAACUCGUUGAUUUAUGUCAUCGAAAGUAAACUUCUGCCAAAACAGAAAAUAUCACCCAAAAUAAAAAAUAAAAAUCAAAUGCAAAAGAUAUAAUAAUAUCUGGCCUCAUUACCCCACGUAUUUUUAUUUUUAGUGAAUCUAAUUAAUGUGUAAAGUAGGAGUAUAUUCGACAUUACAUAUUUAUAUUUUUGUGUUAAGCCUAUGUUGUAACUUUUACAAUCAGAUCUAUGUUUCUUUAGGAUGUUGAGAUUGACACGCUUGGAGAGCCGAGUUUUAAUUUUCUGUUUUAUGAUACAAGUCGUCGGGUGUCAAGGAACGACAAGCACUACAGAGAUAAGCAACGUGACAGAUUUCAUAAGAACAGCAGCCGUCAUCAACCCUGCCACAGAAACAGCUCACCACUAUUCGGCUGAUAAAAUAACAGCAGCGGUCACGACGACAGAAGCGUACAAGUCCACCCUUAAAGAAGAUGACAAUGUGCAUGUAAAGCAGGCCGAAUACAAACAAGAGACCAAAGUCAGUCCAAUGAAUGGAAAGAGAGAUGUUGACGGACGAAUAAUUUCACAACAGUUUCCAAAAGCCUUUCAAGACACGAAUGUUCGUGGUCACAUUAAUCCAACCAACGCACAC